Entelurus aequoreus (snake pipefish) is the source of this 2746-nucleotide messenger RNA. RefSeq names its product E3 ubiquitin/ISG15 ligase TRIM25-like. Lineage: Eukaryota; Metazoa; Chordata; Actinopteri; Syngnathiformes; Syngnathidae. Gene Ontology annotation, molecular function: zinc ion binding. The record is from RefSeq and is a predicted model, not a curated record. The transcript is spliced from 9 exons. Bases 878 to 2392 code for a protein of 504 amino acids.
GAUCACAGUAGUAUUAUUAUAUUAUUUUAUUUUUAUUAUAUUAUUACUCAUAACUUAUUUGUCAUAUUCGCAGUCUAAAAUGAUAAAACGCCAUUUUAGCUCGUCCUCUUAUGUGUUUAUUUCGAUUGUCAUUUAACGGAUUUUUUCCCCCACGCACGUCUGCGGAGGUUCCGUAGUUCCCUGAACGUCUCAAUCCCAUACGUUAGUAUACGUGCGCGGCGGGGAGUCCGAGGCGCCGUGAAGGCAUCUCGCCCGCAUCCACCUGCUUCCUGUUACUUCUGUGAUUGUGCAGACUCACAGGUGUUGUGUCCGGCGUGGAAAGGUCGAGAAAGAAGCCAAGCCUGGAACAAUACAACAACAACAAGCCGUGGGACCACCUUUUUUUGUUUUGUUUGGUUUGUUUUAAAAAAAAGAAAAAAGCCGGUAUUAUGUACAUUGACGGGCAGGUGCGCCGCGGCUUCGGGCUUGUACGUUGAUCUUUAUCUUCAUCUCAGGCACAACCAAACUCUUGUUUUUUGUUUUUAUUGUGGCGGGGAACGCCGUCAUCGAAGUGAGUAAGCCUUAAAGCCUAAAGAAGAUCAUCCCCUCGGAAGAGGCAGCUUACUAUAGUGUUGCUAAUCAGCUAGCUCGCGGCUAACCAGCAUAAAAGCACUUCCGCUUCCGGUCGUGUCAAAAUCAAAGCCGGACCUUGGACCUUCUUUGCAAGUGGAUCGCAGGACUGGGACCGAAAGUAGGUGGUGCUGCUGUGCCUACUUAAGGCCGCCAUUUGCGCACGGUGCUGUCCGCCAAAGAGGAACCAGGGUGGGCAGUAAAUUGAGGGACAGACAAGAAAACAAGCUCAACCUCAGCUGACGUGUCACCCCCCCUCCCCCCCAACAUGGCGUCAGGCCACCAGGUCCACUCCACCGUCCUGCAGGAGGAGCUCACCUGCCCGGUGUGCUUGGACGUCUACCGCGACCCCCUGCUGCUCCCGUGCGGCCACAACUUCUGUCGCAAGUGUCUGGACCGGCUGCGGCAGGAGACGGAGCGCAGCCGCUUCCGCUGCCCGGAGUGCCGCUACAGCCACAGCAGCAGCAUGGACCUGCAGAGGAACUUCAAGCUGGGCAACAUCGCCGACGACUUCCGCUCCAGCAGCACGCCGGCGGCGGCAACGGCGGCGGCCAAAGAGUGCGUGACGUGGACGGUCCCCAAAGGGUUUGUCCCGUGCGACUACUGCCUGCCACCCGCCGCCGCCUCCUCGUCCACGGCCUCCUCCUCCUCCUCCGCCGCCUCUCCUGAAAAAGGCGACAUGCAGGAAGGCGCCUACGGCGUGGCGGUGAAGAUGUGCCUGAAGUGUGAGGUGUCCAUGUGCCAGGAGCACGUCAAGCCUCACCUGGAGCUGCCCGUGUUCAGAGACCACCUGCUGACUGAAACCGUCUGUGACUUCUGGAAGAGGAAGUGUCCGGACCACGACGAGUUCUACAGGUACUACUGCGUGGACGACAAGGUGUUGGUGUGCAACUCCUGCACCAUAGAAGGACGACACCAGGAGCACACAAUGAGGACCAUGAAGAACACCAUGAAGGACAUGAAGCAGGGGGCGCUACACAAGCAGCUGGGCAAGGUGCUUCGGAAGCAGGGCUUGGCCAAGAAGAGGCUGCAGGAGCAGAAGCAGAAGGAGAGACAGAGAGAGAAGUUCCUGCAGGACUCUGAGGAGCAUCUGGCGGCGCUGCGUCUGGCGCUGGAGGACAAGGUGCUGGGCUUCGUGGGCCGGCUGAUGGAGUGCACGCGCACCAGCUGUGACGCUAACGGCCCCGCCAUCCAGAAGAACAUCUCCCGCAUCCGCCAGGACCUGGACCGACUCCAGAAGGCGCACGGCGGGAUCCAGGACCUUCUGCAGGAGAAAGACCCCUUCUGCUUCAUCGAGGCCAGCAAGACCACAGGAAGGAGAUGCUCCAGCCUGCUGAGGAAGAACAUGUUCCACCCCAAGUACGUGGACAUGCAGACCGGCUUCGUCAACGUCAUGAUGGAGGAGGAGAUGCGCAAGUUUGUGGAGGUCACGCUGCCGCGAGAAAUCAUGGCCGCCGUCCACUCCAUCUGUCAACUACUUGAGGAGGAGGAGGAAGAGGAAGGCGAGCAAACUCCGAACGAGGAAGUGACCAGGGAGACUGACGACGACGAUGAUGAUGAUGUUGAUGAUGAUGAUGAUGAUGAUGAUGAUGAUGACGACGACGACGACGACGUCCUGGACGACAGCAGCGAGGAGAUGAGCGAAGUGGAGGAGGACAGCGAAGGUGACUCGGAAGAAGAUCUUUACAUCCCUGAGGACGAGGACGAUGAGGAUGAAGACGAGGAGGAAGUGGAGGAGGAGGAAGAUGAAGAGAAUGAAAUGGAGCACAGCGAGAACUCAUGAAGGUCAGAGGAGGACCAGCUGGCUACACACACACACACACACACACACACACACACACACACACACACACACACACACACACACACACACACACACACACACACACACACACACACACACACACACCUACACACCUACACACCUGAAUGUAGAAUCCAAUGUUUUUCCCCCCCAAAAAAAGAAUAUUGUUGCAUGUUGCUUUGCCAAAGACUGGCGUACUGUGCUGCACUUCAAUGCUGUGAUGCUACCGCUAGGCUACCGAGCCCAAUAUAGCAAUGUUUUGAUACAGGUGAUGUUUCUCGGGCCAAAUAGCUAAUAAAGGAUUGACGUCGUGGACGUGCUUUUGUUUUCUCA